AUGGGGCGUGGGAAAGUGGAGCUCAAGAAGAUCGAGAACACGACGAGCCGCCAGGUCACCUUCUCCAAGAGGCGGAUGGGCCUGCUCAAGAAGGCAAACGAGCUGGCCAUUCUUUGCGAUGCGCAGGUUGGGGUGAUCGUCUUCUCCGGCAGUGGCAAGAUGUACGAGUACGCCAGCCCUCCAUGGAGGAUUGCAAACAUCUUUGACAGAUACCUGAAAGCCCCCAGCACCCGCUUUGAUGAGAUGGACGUCCAGCAGAAAAUCAUCCAUGAGAUGACAAGGAUGAAGGAUGAGAGCAACAGGCUGAAGAUCAUCAUGAGGCAGUACAUGGGCGAGGACCUGGGCUCGCUGACCCUGCAAGACGUGAGCAAUCUUGAGCAGCAGAUCGAGUUCUCGCUGUACAAGGUUCGCCUUAGGAAGCAGCAGCUACUUGACCAGCAGCUGCUCGAGAUGCGCCAGAGGGAGAUGCACAUGUCAGAGGACCAGAGCAGCAGCUACAUGUUCCACAUGGUAACACAUCUCAGCUUAAUUUCUCCUUGUCAGGUGAUUUUGUGCUGCAAUUUACUCACCCUUGAUGAAUUUGCUUGUGUUUGUCAAAAAAAGAAUCCGGCGAGGGAUCAGCCGGGCCAGUCGGCCGACGUGAUGAAUCCGAAGCUGUUCCCUCUGUGGGACGUCGGCGACCAGAUCUACGGCCAGGACGCCGAGUCCUCCAUGACGGCUCUCAAGCUCUCGCCGCAGCUGCAGGAGUACAAGCUCCAGCCGGUGCAGCCCAACCUGCAGGAGGGCAACCUCCAUGGCUACGUCCUCCGCCUCUGGUAA
Molecule: messenger RNA, 819 nt
Organism: Triticum turgidum subsp. durum (durum wheat)
Lineage: Eukaryota; Viridiplantae; Streptophyta; Magnoliopsida; Poales; Poaceae
Source: the annotation of a GenBank genome assembly